ACACUGGCGUCAGUUCUCACCGGCUUGCCUUUGAUUAUCGCUAUAUGCAUCAAAAACGCCCUUAAAUAUACGAAUUCGUUGCGGCGUUGCUUUUGGGUGCAGCGACAGCAACAAAAGCAACAGCACAGUCAACUAACUCUAUUAAAAUUUUCCACACUUGCUGACCUACCGCCAAUAAUUCCCUUUGGCUAAUGCCGCAUUAGGUCCAUAAGCUGGUCGGUCGAGCACGACCAUCCAACUCCAAUGCCUUUCUUUAAAAAAACAACCAGCCGGUGAAUCGAGUUGUCGAUCGAACCGUUUCGCAUUUUUUGGAGUCAAUCAAUGCGAAACGAUGAGUGACGGAGGCGCAGCUGGCUCGCUCUUUUUAGAAGGAGAACGCACAAGAAGAAAUCUGGCACCGCGUUCGCAUGUGCUCUGCCGUCUUUGCGUAUGUUCUAAGAGUGUGCCCAUGAUGAUGGGUUUUGAUUGCUCGGUAGGUAAACAGUUCUUCUCACGAGCCGCAUGCCAUCUGUGAAUGCCUUCUUUUCAUGUGACUGAGAAUUGAGCUUGCCUCGGAAGCCAAUCCAUCAUCUGCUUCUUCUUCGUCGGAAUCGAAAUCGAAAUCGAAAUUUCUAAAGCGAUGGAGGUCUGGUAGAUACCGCCGCCACAAGGUCGAGAAGGAAGGAAGGAAGGAACAUGAACCGUCAGCAGAGGCCGAUGGCCGCCGCCGCCUUGCUUCCGCCGGGGAAAUCGACGGCGGAAAAGGAGAGGAAGAGUAAUUCCGUCCACCGCCUGUUUCCUUUGCUGCUCCUCACGCUGUAUGCGAUCGCCUCGGUGCUUCGACUCGCUUUGUCGUCCCCGUUUCCUACCGCCUUUGUGCAGCCGUCCGCUUCUUCUUCUUCGACAUUCUCCGCGGAGUCGAGGCAAGAAGCGGAAUCUUUGAAGACUCAUAUUCCGUCGGAGACCCACCACGUCCAGGCCGAAGAGGAGAAUCCGGUGCCGGCGCCGCCUCCGUGCUCUGCUCUCAUCGAUGGAACCGCCGUUAGCAGAAACGAGGCGGCGGCGUUCGUUUGCUGCGACCGGAGCCACAUCCGGAGCGAUCUCUGCUACGCCAGGGGCGACAUCCGCACCGACUCCGCCUCCUCGUCGGUACUGGUGCACGGAAUGUCAUCGGCGGCGGAGGCAAUCCGGCCGUACACGCGGAAGUGGGACCCGGCAAUCACGAGGACGAUUCAGGAGAUUUCGAUCCGCCCGGCGAACGGCAGCCGGAGGGCGUGCGACGUGCGGCACGAGGGCGUGCCGGCGCUGCUGUUCUCCAACGGCGGCUACACCGGGAACCUGUACCACGAGUUCAGCGACGGGCUGAUCCCGCUGUACGUGACGGCGCAGCGGUUCCGCGGAGAGGUGGUGCUGGUGGUGGCGGAGUACCGGCCGUGGUGGCUCGCCCGGUACCGCCCCCUGCUGGAGCGCCUGACCAAGUACAAGAUGGUGGAUUUCAGUCGCGACAACCGCGUCCACUGCUUCUCGGAGAUGAUCGUCGGCCUGCGGAUCCACGGCGAGCUCAUCAUCGACCCGUGGCUGAUGCCCAACGGUAACAGCGUUCGGGACUUCCAGGCGCUCCUCCUCGAAGGCUACAACGCCGUGGCCCGGUCCAAUCCCUCGCUUCCGGCCCCGGAGUCCCCGCCGUUCCUCCGGUCCCUGGUUCGGUCCACGCGCCGCGAGCCGGCGGGGCGAUGCUCCCGCAGCCGGCGGCCGAGGAUCGCGGUGUUCGUGCGCAAAGGCUGCCGGGUGCUGGUGAACCUGCGGGAGCUUGUCCGGGCGUGCCAGCGAACCGGGUUCGACGUCCAAAUCAUCGAGCCCCGGCGCGGCACACCGUUGGACGUCAUCCACCGCGCCCUCGCCCCCGCCGACGCCAUGCUCGCCGUCCACGGCGCCGCCGUGACCCACUUCCUCUUCAUGCGCCCCUCGUCGGCGCUCAUUCAGGUGGUGCCGCUGGGGCUGGAGAAGCCGGCCGAGGAGUUCUACGGCGAACCGGCCCGGCGGCUGGGGCUGGAGUACAUGGCGUACAAAAUAACGCCCGAGGAGAGCACCUUGUCGAAGCUCUACGAUCGGCGAAGCGCCGUGCUGGUCAACACCAGCGUCAUCACCGACAGAGGGUGGCAGGAGAUGAAGAAGAUCUACCUCGAUAAACAAAAUGUCAAACUGAAUCUUACCAGAUUCGGUAAGGUUCUUGCUAAAGCUUACAGCCAUGUUUGUGUAGCACGAUCAGGAAUUGAAUGAUAUUAGAUGAUGAAUCGCAUUAGUUUGUAAUUGAUACGCUUCUAUUCUUUUGUUUGUAAGUCCGAUUCAAGUGUAUUUUUUAUUUGAGACUCAAAUUAACUUUGUAAAGGUCGACUAUGACAAAAAUAGAAGUAUAUAAUGAUUUUUUAUUUAAAAAAAAAAAUAGAACGCAAGAGUUGUUAAUUUGUAAAGGUGACUUUGAACUGGAGAAAAUCUUGACCGUUCAUCAUCUUUCAUUUUCCAACGGUCCUCACGAGAGAAAUUCAAAUUUCGAAACGGCAAUAAAGGCAAACGCUCCCGUAUCUACUAGCCGUUAUUUGAAAACCCUACCGGCCCAGCCUUCUUCGCGUCGUCUGAGUCUGGAUCGUCAUUCCGCAAUCAUUCCAGAUCCAAUGGAAGAAGCUCCCAUUUCGCCCCCUUCUCCUCGCUCUCCCGUGCAGGAAGACGCUCCUAUGGCUCCUGGCGAAGCUUCGGCACAGGAAGAGAAGGAGAACACGAAGCAAGAAUCGAUCGACAAUAUCGUCCAGGCGAUCAGAGAUGAAUGCCUCGUCCCGUCUCCGAUUCUUAAAGGGGUCCCUCUCCCUGAUGUCCCGUCUGCGUUGCUUCUUAUUGGGAGAAAGUACAACACGCUGACGGAGGCUAAUCAGGGGCUAAGGGAGGAGUGCGAACACCUGAGGAAGAAGUGUGCCGAGGAAUGUGAACCUAAAUA
Messenger RNA from Zingiber officinale, 2968 nucleotides. Its product is annotated as kinesin-like protein KIN-14J. NCBI's taxonomy places the organism in Eukaryota, Viridiplantae, Streptophyta, Magnoliopsida, Zingiberales, Zingiberaceae. The record is from RefSeq and is a predicted model, not a curated record. Gene Ontology annotation, biological process: microtubule-based movement. Gene Ontology annotation, molecular function: microtubule motor activity; ATP binding; glycosyltransferase activity. The transcript is spliced from 7 exons. The coding region runs from base 676 to 2259 and encodes 527 amino acids.